Diospyros lotus (date-plum) is the source of this 1314-nucleotide messenger RNA. Its product is annotated as transcription factor MYB62-like. Gene Ontology annotation, biological process: regulation of DNA-templated transcription. The coding region runs from base 87 to 995 and encodes 302 amino acids. Gene Ontology annotation, molecular function: DNA-binding transcription factor activity; sequence-specific DNA binding. The record is from RefSeq and is a predicted model, not a curated record. The transcript has 3 exons. Lineage: Eukaryota; Viridiplantae; Streptophyta; Magnoliopsida; Ericales; Ebenaceae. Gene Ontology annotation, cellular component: nucleus.
UUCAGAUUCACUCCCACUGCUCUGCCUAGGAGAAAUUAAACAUCACUCAUCAUAUCUCCCUCUCCAAGUCUCAAUUGAGUAGAGCCAUGGCUAUGCCAAAUAUAACUCAGACACCAAGCCAUGGAAAGGAAGACGAAGAAUUUGAGAUGAGAAGAGGGCCAUGGACUGUUGAAGAAGACACUCGUCUUGUCCAUUACAUUGCUUGUCAUGGGGAAGGCAGGUGGAAUUUGUUGGCCAAAUUUGCAGGCUUGAAGAGAACCGGAAAAAGUUGCAGACUGAGAUGGCUGAAUUAUCUAAAACCCGACAUUAAGCGCGGAAACCUCAGCCCACAAGAACAGUUCUUGAUUCUCGAACUCCAUUCCAAGUUGGGGAACAGGUGGUCUAAAAUUGCGCAGCAUCUCCCGGGUAGAACAGACAAUGAGAUCAAGAAUUACUGGAGAACACGGGUGCAGAAACAGGCCCGCCACCUUAAGAUCGACUCUAACAGCAAGACAUUCCUCGACGCGCUUCGAUGUUUUUGGAUGCCAAGAUUGCUUGAGCAGAUGGAGCAAACUUCAUCCCCAUCUUCCACUCCUAACACUCGUCAUCAUCAUCCAGCCAUGGAAUCCCUUCAAAACGCUGCAAUAUUGAGCUCUGUAAAUCCCAAGUUCGACAACGAAGAAAAGCCAAGGCCAGUGGUCAUCAGUUCAUCCCCAGCUGUUUGCUACUCAGAUGCCAUGAGAAUAAUUUCGCAGCUGCCUGCUGCUGCUGCCUUUGACGACAACAACUCAUUUCCAAGCAAUUAUUACUAUGGCGAGGAGAUCAGUGGUAGCCAUGGCAUGGAGGGCUUCCGCCUAGCAGCCAUGUCAGCCACCGGGCGUCACGGUUGCCCAACCCUGGGUUGCCAAGUGGCAGGAUACGAUCUGACCGGCAGUGACGUGGCAAGUGCCACGUGGGACAUGGAUGAACUCUGGCAAUUCCAGGGAGGCAAAGAGUUGGAAUCUGGAUUUGUGUAGUAUCUAGCUGAUCAUCGUGAGGAAUAGUAAUAGGAAUAGGAAAUCUGUCUGUAGGUUGUUAGUUAACCACCCGUAUAAUAAUCUUUUACUUGGUCUCUAGCAUGAAUCAAGACACCCACCCUCAUGUUUGAUGCAUUUCUAAUCUUGAAAAUUUGCUUAGUUCUUAAGAUGAGAAGAUAUAUAUGUUCAAUAUAUAGUACUAGUAGUAGAAUCAAUUCCUUGUUUGUUGCAGUGAAUAUAGACAAGUUUCAGACUUUGUAAUUAAUUGUAAUUAUGGGCGCAUUAUCUACAGAAAUAACCAAUAAUUUCUGAAGCAAGU